Messenger RNA from Pocillopora verrucosa, 2325 nucleotides. RefSeq names its product sphingosine kinase 1. The record is from RefSeq and is a predicted model, not a curated record. Gene Ontology annotation, biological process: sphingosine biosynthetic process; phosphorylation. NCBI's taxonomy places the organism in Eukaryota, Metazoa, Cnidaria, Anthozoa, Scleractinia, Pocilloporidae. Gene Ontology annotation, cellular component: intracellular membrane-bounded organelle; cytoplasm; membrane.
ACUCGGAAGGCUGAGACAAAGCGGCGAUGGGGGUGAACCGGCAAAAGCGGAAAAUAUUCAGAAGUUAGCGUAAAGUGCAUGUUAUUAUGAUGGAAGUAGAAACAGAUAUCCUAAGGGGACAGUUUGAACGGCUGCCAACCAAAAGGAAAAACUCUGUGAUUCUUUCAAAGACAUCUCUCACCUACGGUGGAGGCAGGGAUGGUUGCUGCGUUUGUCUGGGGCAGCAUGGCUCUCUGUCAAUAGUGACAACGAAAGUGGUUGAUAUUUACGGCGCGAAGGCGUACCAAGGGCCUGAAGGCGAUACUGCUGCUUACUUUCAAGUGUAUUCUUGUCCUAGGUAUGAAAAGAAACGAGUACGACAAAAAGUCUGUUUUAGGGUGUCUUCCUCUGAUAGCGAAGAGGGUAACAUUGCGAUAGCGGAACAAUGGGUUCGAACUAUUUUAUGGUUAAUCAAAGAUCCAGAGAGGAAUUUGAGCUGCGAACAAGAAGAAAGGACUCUUCCCGCUUCCCGCAAACUUCUGAUACUUAUCAACCCGUUUAGUGGAUCUGGAAAAAGCGUGAGAAUCUUUCAUGAACAUGUGGAGCCAAUGUUGAAUGAGGCAGAAUUAGAAUUUAACACCAUAACAACAGAAUAUGCUGGUCAUGCAGGAGAGAUGAUUUUGUCAAUGAACCUUCUUGAUGUUGAUGGGAUUGUUAUUUGUUCAGGAGAUGGCUUAGUGUAUGAAGUCAUAAAUGGUUUGAUGAAACGUCCUGAUUGGGAAGCUGCAAUAAAUAUUCCCUUGGGAGUCAUACCAACUGGUUCUGGAAAUGCUCUUUGUCUUUCUGCACUUUUUGCUACAGGGGAGCCAAAUGAUGUGACAAGUGCCAUUUUUGGUAUUAUUCGUGGGAAUCUUAUGGAUUUAGACAUCUGUUCUGUGAUAACACCAACAGAAAAGUUGUAUGCAUUUCUCUCUGUGACUUGGGGAUUAGUUUCUGAUGUUGACAUUGAAUCGGAGAGAUACAGAUUUCUAGGAGAGACAAGAUUUCUUAUCGGCACAGUAGCAAGAAUUAUUGGACUGCGCAAAUACCGAGGGCGCCUUUCAUAUUUGCCCGCCGAUGAUAUAAACGGUGGAGAGGAUAAUUUAGCAUAUAACUUUACCCCAAGGGAAGAUGUUAGCAGUAGUGCAGCAGAAUGUGAUGUAACAUCCCUCUCUCAACACCAGGCGCACAUUCAGGAGAAUUUAAAUGGUGUGUUCAGCAAACGCAUCAGUGGAAAUUUUUCAAGCCUGGGGCCAUCAGAUCAUCUUCUUCCCCCCCUGAGUUCAGAACUGCCUCCAAGCUGGAAGGUUGUGGAAGGAGAGUUUAUCCUUGGAUGCCCUGUGUUUUUGAGUCACCUAGGCACAGACCUGAUGGCAAACCCAGAUGGAAAGUUUGGCGAUGGGUUGAUGGGAAUCUUUUAUGUUAGAUCAACUACUGGCCGAAUGGCUCUUCUGGAUCUGUUUGGCAAAAUGAAGGAUGGAUCACACGUUCUCAGCCAUCAUGUGGAGUAUGUUAGAGCCUAUGCUUUCCGUUUAGAACCAGACACUAGUCAGACUGGAAACUUAGUUGUUGAUGGCGAGAAAAUUGACUAUGUUCCAAUCCAGGGACAAAUUCAUAAGUCUCUUGCCAAGUUGAUGUGCGUAACACCACCACCUAAAAUGUAGGGAUUUUUCAAUUACAUUAGAAAUUAUCAAAUAGUUACAUUUAUGAAUGUUGAACUUGGUUAUUGAGAUAAUUGAAUUUCACAGUUAAGUAAAACUGUGGGUAGAUUUUAGCUAGGGACUGAUUUAAGAAUUUAAGGGGAAUGAAACUGGGGUCUGGUCAAUUGUCUAUUCCUUUAUAUUUAAGAAUUUUUUAACUUUUAAAAAGGCUACCUAUGAAUAUGGUGGAACUAAUGACUAUUAUAAUGUUAACAAGACUUUUUACCUUUUAAUUCAACGAAUUUUAUAUUUUUUGAAAAACAUUCAACAUAUUAUUUAUAAUGAUGCAGAGAUAAUCUUCAAGAUGAGCUUUUUAUUUCAAUUUUAUUACUGCACAACCUAUGUAAUUGAAAUUUACCAGAAACAGAUGUGCAAUAAAGUGAGUAAAUGCAUUUGAUAAUUUAUUAAUCAAAGUUAAUUAGGCAUUACAGAUCUGGGAAUUCUUCAUCUACUUUACAGAAUUCUCAGCAUAAAUUUCAAUGGCAUGAGCUAGUUUCUCUUCAGGAAAGGAAAUCAUUCUUUUGUCACUUUACACAAUUCUCCUGCUAAGUACUGCAUUUCUAAAUGGAGGCACGGAAUCAAGUAAAUUUCUUUUUAAAAUAUUAGU